UCUUGAAGUAGUGAUAUUAUGGAAACAAUACGAUCAAAACCUUUAUCCAGUGAAGCUAAAUGUCAGCAUGAUGCAGGUGUCUAAAAGGGAUGAUAUUGUUGAUGCCAGACAGUAUAACACAGUCCAGGAGUCUCCAGUGGUGAUAAGGACAUGGGACUCCUGCCAGAUUCCAGAUGGUUCAUCACAACUAACAUCUUGGUUGACAACCGUGAAAAAGAACCUUGGAUUAUUUUAUUUUAUUUUUGUGGAAGACCGCAGUCGUGGAUCUACAGGAUACAUCAGGCUCCCUAUUUCCUGUAGAUUUUUUAAAUUAACCUUUUCUAAUGAGGAUGACUGAUGCUGUUACUGUAAAGGAGGAAGGUGAUACAAUGAAAGGUUCAGAGGCAGCCGUAAAAGACAAUACUGCAUUGGAACACUUCAUUAAAUCAGAAAGUCAUGAGCAAAUUCAAGUGGAAAAAGAUGAAAGGUGUACUGACAACAGAAAUGAUGUACAGCGGCCAGCGCAGUCUUUUGGACAGACAGGAAAAAGGUCAAAGUCAAGUACAAAGUUAAAGCUAGUUCGGAGCCUGGCUGUGUGUGAAGAAUCUCCUCCACCCCCCACAGCUGAAAUUUCACAGGAUGUGCAGGAGAAAAUUCAGAUCCAGCUAACACAAUCAUUUGACAAAGAAGAGAAACCCUUGAAAGAUGAAACUGAAAAGGAAAAGUCCGCUGACAAAUUACCCAGGAAAAUGUUAUCAAGAGAUUCUAGUCAAGAAUACACAGAUUCAACUGGUAUAGAUCUACAUGAGUUUUUAGUAAAUACGUUAAAAAACAAUCCCAGGGACAGAAUGAUGCUGCUGAAGUUGGAACAGGAAAUUUUAGAUUUCAUUGGUAAUAAUGAAAUCCCGCGCAAGAAGUUCCCCCCCAUGACCUCUUAUCACAGAAUGUUAUUGCACAGAGUGGCUGCUUACUUUGGACUGGAGCACAACGUGGACCAGAGUGGGAAGUCGGUUAUAGUUAAUAAAACCAGCAACACAAGAAUACCUGACCAGAAGUUCUCUGAGCAUAUAAAAGAUGAAAAAAGUGAAGAUUUUCAAAAACGGUACAUCCUUAAAAGAGAAAACUCUAGUCUAGACAAAGAUGAUAACCAGAUGCGAAUACGAUUAAAAGAUGACAGAAGAAGCAAAUCUAUAGAAGAACGAGAAGAAGAGUACCAGAGAGCUAGAGAACGAAUAUUUGCACAAGAUUCGCUGUGUUCCCAAGAGAAUUAUAUUAUUGACAAAAGAAUCCAAGAGGAAGAAGCCAGUAGUACCCAGCAAAGGCGGCAGAUAUUUAGAGUCAACAAGGAUGCUUCAGGGAGGUCAGCCAACAGCCUCCAGAGCAGUACAGACAAUGAGCUGAAGUACUCUGAACCCCGCCCGUGGAGCAGCACCGACUCCGACAGCUCCCUUCGCAAUCUGAAGCCAGCUGUGACCAAAGCCAGCAGCUUCAGUGGGAUUUCUGUCCUGACAAGGGGCGACAGCUCUGGAAGCAGCAAGAGCACAGGCAGGCUAUCGAAGACAGGUUCAGAGUCUUCUAGUAGUGUAGGGUCAUCCACGGGUUCUCUUUCUCACACCCAGCAGCCUCUUCCAGUCUCAGCUCUCAGCCAGCCUUCUCUUGGCACAUCUGCCGUCUAUCCAACGGUCAGCACUAGUAGCUCUCUUUCCUUUGAUGGUGGCAUGAGUGGGCAAGUGGCGCCUUCUAGCAGUAGCUUCUUUUUGCUUCCCUUGGAAGCGGCAGGCAUACCACCUGGAAGUAUUCUGAUCAACCCUCAAACAGGUCAGCCAUUCAUAAAUCCAGAUGGCACUCCAGUCGUGUAUAAUCCUCCUAUGCCUCAGCAACCUGUUAGAAACCAAGUGCCUGGACCUCCUCAGCAACCACCUCCUCCCAUGCCACCUCAGCAGCAGCCAGCAACCAAUCACAUCCUACCACAGCCUAUCCGACCUCUUCAGCCUUCUUCACAGCCUGUUCAGUUCUCCACAGUCUCUUAUCCGCCCCCGCUCCUGCCAGUCUCAUCUACCCAGCAAUAUACUGUGCAAGACAACCUAGGACCCCAGUUCAGCCAUAUGAGUCUCUCCCGACAGCCAUCUGGGGAAGCUGCUGAUCCUCAUGCCACCAUGUUCCAAUCCACAGUUGUCCUUCAGCCUCCUCAACAGCCUGGUUUUAUCAUAGCAACUGCCCCACCUCCUCCUCCACCACCACCUCCACCACCGCCUGGUCAACCGGUCCCCACUCCUAAUUUCAGUGCGUCCAGCCAUCCUGUCAACCAGCAAGUUCUUCAGCAACAGGGAUAUAUGCAGCAACCAAUGCCACAGAUGCCAGCCUGUUACUGUGCUCCAGGCCAGUAUCCGCACUCCAGUCAACAAUAUCGGCCAGUUACUUCCAUUCAUUACAACACACAGCAAAACCAGCCACUGCCACAGCCUGCACAGCAGACAGGUUACCAAGUUAUGCCUAACCAGCAGCAAAACUACCAGGGUUUAAUUGGCGUCCAGCAAUCUCAAAACCAAAACCUAGUCAGUGGCCAACCCAACAACAUUGGAAACCAGAUCCAAGGCGUGAUUGUCCCGUAUCCUCCCGUGCCAUCUUAUCAGGUUUCAAUGGCUCAAGGUUCCCAAGGAAUGUCACAGCAGACAUAUCAGCAGCCAGUUGUUAUUCCCGGUCAGUCUAAUCAAGGACUACCCACAUCAGGCAUGCCAGUUUAUUACAGUGUUAUUCCAUCUGGACAACAAAAUAAUUUAAGUUCCUCAGUAGCGUAUCUGCAGCCUCCAGGAUCGGAGCCGAUACAGUUUCCUAGAACAACAUCGCCCUGUAACUCCCAGCAACUCCAAGGACAACAGUGUGCAGUAGCACCACCACCAGGAGGAGGAAUGGUAAUGAUGCAACUCAAUAUCCCCAGCAAUCAGCCUCGACCCCAUUCACCCCCCCAGUGGAAACAAAAUAAAUACUAUUGUGACCAUCAAAGAGGGCAGAAGUCAACAGAUUUUGGUGCUUUGGACAGCUCUACACAGUUACAGCACAGUCCACAAAUAGGUAGUCCAGCUACCUCUCCAGCCCAGUCUCCAGCACCAGCUCAACUGUCAAACAUGAAGAACAUCCGUCCCACAUUAACACCUCUUCCCCUUGUGGCCCCAUUCUCUAGAACUUUCAUCCCUGGACAAGGUGACACCAGAUACCCAUUGCUUGGUCAGCCACUGCAGUACAAUCCUCCAUCUCUGCUACAUGGACACAUAGCAGGCCCACAGUGUCAGCCUGGAAGCAGACAUGGGAACAGAGGAAGAAAACCAGCUAAGAAGGCUGCUUCAGCAGAUCUUGGUGCGGGAGAACCAGUUGUAGGAAAAGUCUUGGAAAUCACUGAACUGCCAGAAGGAAUUACUCGUGCAGAAGCAGAAAAGUUAUUUGGGGAACUUCUUAAAGUUGGUGCCAAGAUUCGGUGGUUACGGGAUCCACAGUCCGUACAAGUGCAGCAGCAGCACCACCAUCGCUACUGCGGCAGUGGAGACAGUAAUGUGAACGCUGAACCUUCCAAACUUAGUGACUUGGCAUCUACAUACACGGUUCUAGCAACGUUUCCAACAAUGUCGGCAGCCCAAAAUGCGUUGAAGAAACAGAGUAACUCACUGAACAAGUUUAGGCUGAGAACAAGCAAGAAGCACUACGACUUUCACAUUCUGGAAAGGGCUAGUUCUCAAUAGCAGCCACGCCAUUGAACAUUCAGCCUUUAUUACUUCCAUGCCCUUAUCUCCUCUACUUGAUUGGCUUGAUGUUUAUGGGUUUUUUUGUUGUCUUCAUAAAGACUCCUUGGAUGUCACAGUCUUUGAAGAAUAAACCCAGUGAUCCAGGUAGAAGGUGGGGGUGGGGGUUGCAGUUAAGUCAUCAG
Euleptes europaea (tarantolino) is the source of this 3898-nucleotide messenger RNA. RefSeq names its product R3H domain containing 1 (gene R3HDM1). NCBI's taxonomy places the organism in Eukaryota, Metazoa, Chordata, Lepidosauria, Squamata, Sphaerodactylidae. Bases 324 to 3713 code for a protein of 1129 amino acids. The record is from RefSeq and is a predicted model, not a curated record. The transcript has 27 exons. Gene Ontology annotation, molecular function: nucleic acid binding.